This is a messenger RNA of Brenthis ino (lesser marbled fritillary), 234 nucleotides long. The record is from the annotation of a GenBank genome assembly. Lineage: Eukaryota; Metazoa; Arthropoda; Insecta; Lepidoptera; Nymphalidae.
AUGGAACCCAACAAAGGUUCAAAUUAUUUGCCUAAAAUAACAGAUGUUGAAUGGAAACUUGAAGUUUUAACAAACACUCCAGGAGUUGGCUCUGAUAACUUAUUAUAUACAGUAGUGUUAAAGACUGACAGAGAAGAUGUGCGCUUUACCUGUGGAACGCAGCAGCUGCAGGACCUCGUGUAUAAAUUGAAAGAUUUAGUGCGACAUUGUGAAAACGUUAAAAGUGAACUUGGG